AUGUGGAUGCACGAGCGCCUUGCGAAAGGUGGAGCCAAUAACACUAUAUUAUUUGCUAUUUGUUGUAUGAGUGGAAAGGUCACUCUCCCUUUGUUGCUGGUUUCGCCACCAUUGUUGUGGGUGUUGUUGAAUGGUGAUGAUCAACGAGCUUUGCAUUACCAGAAACAUAUCAGGGCCUUUAAUGAAAAUGAAGUCCAGAACCGGAUUGAUGCAAUUGGCCUGUUUAAUCAACACCAAGCUAUAGAUCAUACCAUUGUCGCUGACCUAAUCAGCAUGCUUGAUUCCCACAAUUCUCUUGCUAAGUGCUUCCGAUAUGCUAGGCAAAGGUUCACUGAAGAUUCAACGACUCCGCUGCAGCUUCGUCUUAUCAAGAAGAGGAAUACUGAUGGUAGAAGAUAUAAUCUACCAUCAGCGUCUGAAGUUGCUGCUCUUAUUGUAGGUGAUUUUGAUAUCGACAGCCUUUCGAGGGACGUUGUAAUUCAGACGCAUUCGAACCUUCUGAAACGGAUUGAUGUUAAUCAUCCACAGUACCUUGCACUACAUAACUUGGGUUUCCAGCAUUCUGUUCAUGAGAUUAAGUCCAUCACGCUUGUCGAAAUUGAAAAACUCUUGCAGCCGAAUGGUAGGAGCCUAAAAGAAUUUACUGACAUGCCGUUUCCUGAUUAUGCUGGUUUACCUGAACCUUUCGACACAGUUUUUUCUGAUGAGCUCAAUUUCGACAGGACAGAAUUGGCAAGUAUCUCCGUGGAUUUGGUUUCCCGGUUGAAUCGAGACCAGCGCAUUGCGUUCAACACAAUAGCAAAUGCAGUUCGUCGUGACGCUGGUGGUUUUUUCUUUGUCUGUGGAUAUGGUGGAACUGGUAAAACCUUUCUAUGGAAUGCACUGUCUGCUUCAAUAAGGUCGAAGGGUGAUAUUGUCCUCAACAUUGCAUCCAGUGGCAUUGCAGCUCUAUUGUUGCCUAAUGGGCGAACUGCUCAUUCACACUUUAACGUUCCGCUCAGUGUUAACCAGGACUCUAUUUCGCUCGACAAAUGCCUUAAGGAUGUUCUUCGUUUUGAUCGUGGAUAUAAUCCUCAUGCUCCAUUUGGUGGGAAAAUUGUUGUUCUAGGAGGUGAUUUCCGUCAGAUAUUGCCUGUGAUUCCUCGUGGUUCCCGGGAAGAGAUCGUUCAUUCGUGUAUUAAUGCUUCGAACCUGUGGCAAUCUUGCCAAGUGUUGCAGUUAACUGAAAACAUGAUGUUGUCCCGUGGUUCACGAGAUAUCCACGGCGUACAAUUGAAGGAAUUUGCUACAUGGUUGCUUCAAAUUGGUGACGGGUUAAUCGGAGACAGCACCGAUCGCGAAUCAGUAAUUAGAAUACCCGACAACUUGCUGCUUAAUAUUGAGUCUCCAUCGUGGAUUAUUUUAAGGGUAGGAGUGACACUUGAUGUUGUAACUGAAGUAAACAAUCAUGUGAUGUCUUUGAUCCCUGGCAACGAGAGGGUUUACUUGAGCUCUGAUACACUAAUUAAUGAAGAUGGUCACCUGCAAUCUGAAUUAUACACAAUGAGCACUGAGUCAUUGAAUGCGCUAAAUUGUUCAGGCCCCAACACCGGUCGUAAUACUGGUGAAGUUGUCUUUAUUCCCAGGAUGAACAUGUCACCUAAUAAUGAUACAUUACCAAUCAGGUUUACUCGACGCCAAUUUCCGGUUGCUCUUUGCUUUGCGAUGACCAUAAACAAGUCCCAAGGUCAAACGCUGUUAACAGUUGGCGUCUAUCUUCCGAGGCCUGUUUUUACUCAUGGUCAGCUUUAUGUUGUGCUUUCUCGGGUCAGCAUGCAUUCUGGACUGAAGAUUUUAUCUGUUGAUUCUAACGGCAAAGUUUCAGAUCAUACUGUUAAUGUUGUCUACAGAGAAGUUUUUACUGGGUUGCUACCUAACAUUCUCCCUUGA
Arachis duranensis is the source of this 1929-nucleotide messenger RNA. RefSeq lists its product as uncharacterized. Gene Ontology annotation, molecular function: DNA helicase activity. The transcript is spliced from 7 exons. Gene Ontology annotation, biological process: telomere maintenance; DNA repair. NCBI's taxonomy places the organism in Eukaryota, Viridiplantae, Streptophyta, Magnoliopsida, Fabales, Fabaceae. Bases 1 to 1929 code for a protein of 642 amino acids. The record is from RefSeq and is a predicted model, not a curated record.